ACUUGCUGAGAACCUGCUGCUGCUUUUCUAUCGAGACAGCAGUUGUUGCUCCGCGAGCGAUAGAGACGCUCUGUCUUUCCUUGAAAUACGACUGUUGAGCGAAAUUAGGCUACUUCCAUGUCAAAACGAAAUGCUACCUUUCAAUUUGAUUAGAUAACAGGAACGAAUUGUCAAGUAAAAGUACAUUGACUCACGGUAAUAACCUUUGCUGAGGCUUUGACACUUGGAACAGUGUCAAACGAGAAGUGAGAAGAGCUAACGACCUCCCCUAUCCCCCUCUCUUUACGACUUUUACCUCCCCUGAGAUGAGUGCCAAGUCAGCCAUCAACAAAGAGGUGUUCACACCCCACGAUGAGAAGAUGCUGGUGGCUGUGCAGGUGAAGAGGAGGACCAAGAAGAAGAUCCCCUUCCUGGCUACUGGAGGACAGGGAGACUACAUGACCUUCAUCUGCCUCUCAGUGACUAAUAAGAAGCCGUCCCAUGUGUCCAUCACCAAGGUGAAGCAGUUCCAGGGCUCCUUGUCCUUCAGUAAGAGGUCAAUGUGGACCAUCGACCAGCUGAGACAGGUCAACGGCUGUGACCCCAACCGAUCUCUUUUUCCCAAGGACUGUCCGGAGUUUGACUUGGCGUUCGACAAUGCCUUUGACCAGUGGGUGGCUGGUUCGGCCGGUGAGAAGUGCACCUUUAUCCAGAUCCUCCACCACACCUGCCAGCGCUACAGCUCUCAGAGCAAGCCAGAGUUUGUCAACUGUCAGCCCAAACUGCUGGGAGGUAACAGUAUACUCCACUCGGCAGCAGACAGUGUGACCAGCGCUGUACAGAAGGCCAGCCAGGCGCUGAACGAGCGAGGGGAGCGCUUAGGCAGGGCUGAGGAGAAAACAGGGGAGAUGAAGAACAGUGCUGAGCAGUUCGCCGUCACUGCACACAAGCUGGCCAUGAAGCAUAAAUGUUAAACUUUGAGGAGAGGGGUCCACCAAGCGUGCCAGAUGCCAUAGGGCAGGUUUCAGAUUGUAUUAUUUGUAUUUCUUGUAACGAAGGUAACAUUUAUUUGUUUCUAACGAAGAUCUGAUGACGAGGAGGGGGGAGAGAAAGAGGGACGGAACACAGAUGAGACGGUUGAGAGCAAAUGUUUCACGGCUAACUCUUAUUUUACUCCCUCCAUUGCUCCCAUAGUACUCCUUGACCUUACUGUGACAAACCAUGGAAAUGACUGACUGGUCACUGCCCUCCCCACCCCAACACACACACACACCACCGUCCAAAUCCCCCUAAAAGGAACAGGUAUUCAACUCCCUCAAAGAAGUGACUUUACAUACGGUGCUGGAAGAGGAGAAUAUAACUGCAGCAGAGUGUAUGACAUGACACAUGCAUAUCAUAUGAUGGCUAUUUUACUGUACAGAGUCAGCAAUGUACACCCCAGUAUGUGAACAUCAACUUGUCUAAAGGAGAUGAGUUCUUCACUCUCUUUUGUCGUUUGACUAUUUGGCAUCAUAUUGUUUUGAAAAGCUCAUUGGUGCAUACAUUCAUUUCAGAUGUAAUAUUAGCCAAAUGUGUGGAGGACAUUCUCAUGUGGCUUCUAAAAACUACUGCUGCAAGCUUACAUUUCAACCAAUAUGGUAUGUUUUCCAAGUUUAAUAUUCUGCAAAACAGUCUGUGAGCUAUUCAUUAAAGUGACCAAGGGUUCAGGUGCAUGGUCUACCAAAAUCCACUUUCAUUAUAAAAGGUUGAAUAAAACCCACACAGAAAAAACAAGUAUUUAGGCUUCACUGUUGGUAUUUCUUAAGUGUUAUUGAAGCGCUUGGCUGUAUGGACGAGAUCAGACGGUUUAUUGUAAGGUAAGAGACUACUGUAUCGUUGUAAAUUAGCUAGUGUAACAAGCUUAUAAGACUGUAAUCAGAUCAUUCUACCACCAUUUGCAAUGUAAUUGGUGUCGAAUCAUCCCUGUAAAUAUAAUUUUGAUUGUAAUCCUUUCAACUCCAACCUUGGUCACAUCUUGUACUUAUAGUUUAACUUGUGUUUAUAUAAAGUUUUUUGUUCUGAUAUGUAAAGCAGCAUAUUGACACAUCAUCACUAGCAGCAUUGUACAAUAUUGGUCUGCAUUCACUGUGUAACCGUGGCUUCCUUACAAGCUAUUUGAAGCAACUAAACCCCCCGCAGUGUGGAUAUGUCUUGUUUAUUACGCUUAUAUUUUGGAUUUGUCCAACCGUCACAAUGCACUGACAACCUUACCUUGCAGCGAGCACCGUUAAGUUCUUACUGAAAUUCUAGUUGCCUCAAAUUCUAAUCCGCUUCAUCCUUACAUUUUGGAUGUUCAUUGUUUUAAAUAAAAAAAUAUUGAAAGUAA
Oncorhynchus nerka (sockeye salmon) is the source of this 2344-nucleotide messenger RNA. Its product is annotated as syntaxin-binding protein 6-like. Gene Ontology annotation, biological process: exocytosis; regulation of SNARE complex assembly; Golgi to plasma membrane transport. Gene Ontology annotation, molecular function: phosphatidylinositol-4,5-bisphosphate binding. Gene Ontology annotation, cellular component: exocyst; plasma membrane. The coding region runs from base 306 to 953 and encodes 215 amino acids. The record is from RefSeq and is a predicted model, not a curated record. Lineage: Eukaryota; Metazoa; Chordata; Actinopteri; Salmoniformes; Salmonidae. The transcript is spliced from 6 exons.